This is a messenger RNA of Fusarium poae, 1968 nucleotides long. RefSeq lists its product as uncharacterized. NCBI's taxonomy places the organism in Eukaryota, Fungi, Ascomycota, Sordariomycetes, Hypocreales, Nectriaceae. The record is from RefSeq and is a predicted model, not a curated record. Bases 1 to 1968 code for a protein of 655 amino acids. The transcript has 2 exons.
AUGUCUUUAGAUUCAGCCUCCAUUGGCUCCAAGCGCCUCUCUGGCCGAGUUCCAUCUGAUCAGAAAUGCUUGCUGAAGAGUCAAGGUUCAUGGGCAGCGGACCUAGGCAACCAGCCUUGCAGCCCGACACAUAUUCCCGGUCAUAUUACAGAAGCAGCCAAAUCAGCGCAUCGUACCCAAGAGGAGGAGUCUGAAGUUCAAACUAUACAAUCAAAGAAACGCAGGGCUACUAGUCCUAUGUCACCAACCGGCAGUAAGCGCGUCCAGAAUAACGAUGCGACUGCUCCAAAGUCCAACUCCGACGGACUACCGCAAUCGUCACCUGGGGAAUCAAUACCAUGGAGUUGCAAUCCAGCACGCGAGCAGCCUGGGCUGGUGGCCUCUGAAUGUACAGCAACCAGCAUGGCCAAUCAAUCGCCCCUGGACGUGGCGGGAGGAUCGGGUCUGCGACAGGGACAACAUCCUUCAAUAUCUGCAUCCCCAGACCUGCCGUCAUCAGAAUCCGAAUAUAGGAUGGAAACAAAAAUCCCGGAUGCCCGACCUCUUCUCGACACCUGUAUUCGUCGAGAGGUAGCUCAUUCUAGCCAGUCAAUGCCAUCUCCGCUUUCUACGAAACAACCUAGAACCACACCACCAUGCGCCCAGCUGAUCAAUUAUACAAAGUCGUCAGGCCAUGACGCAGGCGCUCGAGACGGAAUGUCUUCGAAUGUGAAAAAAAGAGCGGAAGGAUGCGAAAACCUGCUUCCCUCCGAGAAAAUCGACGUUGAUGGCUCGGAUGAAGAAAUGAUGAAAGAUUUCCCCGGGAAGGAUCAUCUGCGACAUACGACAAUGGCCCCGGCAAGCGGUAGCCCAGCACCGACGUCAUCAUCAGAAUCUUUGAUGCCCGUUGUAUACGAUAUACCUCUGAUGCAGGAUAUCGUCAGAGGGUCAACUCAGGUUAACGAAACGGGUACGCCCUCAGCAGCCAUGAGAGAUAUCAUGGGGAGAUCCCCCAGCUAUCCACUGAUGUCUGCUGCAAAUCCCGACCCUCUUGCUGAUGCCGAAACUGGUUCCUGCCAGGAUAAACUGUCCGUAAGACGAGAUCAAGAACGACAGAUCAAAGCGCAUCAGAUACAACGACCGUCCACGAUGACACUGAACAGUCCGCCAAGACGAACCGCCUCAACAAGUUCUCGCCAGCCUUCGGCGACGAAUAGGAUACCUACACGUCUGCCCUCGCCUGCUCAGCCAUGCAUAGCCCCAGGAGCUCAUUGUGAACCGUUUGAAACGUUUGUGCAAUAUUACCCUGAGUAUGCAAGUGGUGACGGUGGCCAGGUGGCCGCGGCUACCAAGUCCGACUUCAUGACUGCAUGCGUCUAUCUGAACUACCUUCGUUCAAGGAAUAAACUGCAGGAGGGUUUGUAUGAUGAAUUUAUCCGAACCUUCCCACGGUACUAUAAUAAGUACCUGGACAAGUGUCGGACACAAGGCAGGAAACCCCUUAUUGCCGUUGCAUGGUUUAAUAAGCAGACAGGCCCCCUGAUAUUCGACAAGUAUUUGGUUUACAGAAGGAACCUAAGCCACAUUUUGAGGAUGUACCCUUAUGAGUUUGAAAUGAUUAAGGAGAAGCUUGAAGAUGGAGGAGGUGGCGAUGUGGUAAUUUACACGAGCUCGGAGGAUGAGGGUGACAUUAGCGAAGGGCAAGGGACUGCAAGUCCGGUUUCGGUGCAGCGAGGUGAAAAGGCCCCAGAAGCCUCGCCUCCUAUUGCGUCCUUGGAGAGUCAACCGGGAAAGACACUUUCACAAGUCUUCGCGGCCACAAGAUUCUAUUACGCAAGCGCCUCCCCUGCAUUUACCAAAAACCCAAGGAGAAUCAGUGCCACCGCCAUCGUCGAUACCAGAACCAACGCCGGUGACGAAGGAUCCGAGAUGGGGGCGUUAUUUCAAGAGCCUUGCCGCGAGGAGCCGCGCUCCUCCCGCAAGUGGUGA